CAUACAUCACAAGCUAAACCCAACUGGUAUAAGAGAAGUAGACGCCAUUGAUGCUCCUUGCUGCCUUCCCAGAUAACAUCCUUCCAUUACUAGUUUUCAUCGCCUUGAAUUUCCUCGAGUCAUUCUCAAUUACAGAAUAUCCGUUUCAGGAAAUGGGUGGGUUCGCUACAGCCGAAGCAUGCGAUUCAAACGCAGGACUAAUAGCAAGCGGCCACCUGCGCGCUCUUCAACCAGAGUUCAAAAUAUACGGGCAGCGGCGAGCAUUCUGGGGGCCGACAGUGACAGUGAAGGUGUUCGAAGACAACGUAUUGGUGAGGGAGAUUCUGGAGACGAGAGGGGAAGGACGAGUUCUGGUUAUAGACGGUGGGGGAAGCAAGAGAUGCGCGCUGGUGGGAGGGAAUUUAGGACAGUCGGCGCAGAACAUGGGGUGGUCGGGGAUUGUGGUGAAUGGGUGUAUAAGAGAUGUGGAUGAGAUUAAUGGGUGUGAUAUUGGGGUGAGAGCUUUGGGGUCAAACCCUAUAAAGUCUAAUAAGAAAGGGAAUGGUGAGAAGCAUGUUAAUGUUUAUGUUGGAGGAAGCUUGAUUCGUGAUGGAGAAUGGCUUUAUGCUGAUAGUGAUGGUAUUUUGGUUUCUGCAACUGAGCUCUCUGUUUAGUGCUCCUGGAAUUUUGAACAGGCGUUCUCCGGCCGGCCACACUCACUGAUAAAAAUCAUCGUCGUCGUCAUCAUUAUCAUUUUAAUAUUUAUGUAAUUGGCGAAUUCCAAGAAUGAAAGCAGUUCGUGCCAUGCUCGACUGACUAUCUCUCAAGGCUUAUACGUCUCAGAAAAAUUCUUCUUUUCACAAUUUGUAUUUUGGAUAAAAUUGCAGUAACACAUUCGUCUGACUCAAA
Messenger RNA from Carica papaya (papaya), 888 nucleotides. Its product is annotated as Ribonuclease E inhibitor RraA/Dimethylmenaquinone methyltransferase. The record is from RefSeq and is a predicted model, not a curated record. Gene Ontology annotation, molecular function: ribonuclease inhibitor activity. Gene Ontology annotation, biological process: regulation of RNA metabolic process. NCBI's taxonomy places the organism in Eukaryota, Viridiplantae, Streptophyta, Magnoliopsida, Brassicales, Caricaceae.